AUGAUUAGUAGCAUUCAAUGGCUUCUUCUUCUUCUCUAUGGCCAAUUUUUAUUCACAACACACAAAGAAGUUCCAGACGCCUUCAGACGCCCGGCUAGUGAAGCAGUGGACAAUGUUAAUCCGCUCAUUGGCAAUGGCGGGGACUCCCCAAAUGGAUCCGGAGGCAUGAUUCCCUCAACUGCUCCACCGUUUGCCAUGACACGCUGGGUUGCCCAAACACGCGAGAAUUACGUAUCUGUCACUCCGUAUAAUUACACUGCGACAUCAAUCCAUGGCUUCCAAGCAACUCACCAACCAGCCAUUUGGAUGGGUGAGAGCGGUCAGGUGGUAAUAUCUCCAGGCGCUGGCCAGGUGCAACCUAAAUUCGGCGAUCGAGGCAUGAGCUUCACUCACGAGAACGAAGUUAUCACUGCUAGUUACUACAGCGUGGACUUGAAUGCCGUCGAAGGUGGUCAAAUCUUAGCUGAACAAAGUGCUACUUCUCGCGUCGGACACCUCCGUUUCACGUUCACGGAUACCCGUCAACCUUACGUUCUUACCCCAAUAACAUUGACUUAUCCUCACGGGUCCAUAUUCAUUAAUCCUGACACUCGCGAAAUUUCGGGCAGCAACCCUGAACGCCAGGACUUCAUUAUCGCGCCUGUUUCAACGCCUGCAAAAAACUGGAGUGGAUAUUUCUGUGCGCGUUUCGACCAGCCCUUUGCUUCAUGGGGCGUCUCACAAAACAAUACUCUUUUCGAUGGCCAGACGAGCGGAAAUGGCACGUUGCUAUCAGGAUAUGCCACCUUCUCUCCAGAAGUGGUGGAAGUCAGUGUCAGGAUCGGCGUUUCAUUCAUUUCCAUUGAGCAAGCUAGAAAGAACUUGGACAUGGAAAUACCUGAUGGGAAUACUCUAGAAGACACCGCGAUGAUGACUCGAUCAGCAUGGGCCGAGAAACUGGAUCUAAUCAAGAUCAGAGGCGCCACCAAGGAUCAGAUGCAAACUUUCUAUACCGCGUUUUAUCACACAUUGCAGUAUCCUUACGAGCAGAGUGAAUAUGGUCAGUACUACUCGGGAUACGAUGAUGCUGUACAUCAGGGAGUGUCAUAUACCGGAUACUCGAUUUGGGACACGUAUCGCGCCGAAUGGGCGUGGCUUAUUUUAUUUGCGCCCGAAAGGAUACCGGGUAUGGUACAGAGUAUGUUGCAGGACUACAAAGAAGGCGGUCGGCUUCCAAUGUGGAAGAACAUCAUUGAGACAAACAUCAUGGUCGGGACUCAUGCGGAUUCCCUCAUCGCAGAGGCUGUUUUGAAAGGAAUAACCGGGUUUGAUUUAGAGACCGCAUGGGAUGCCGUGUAUGGCGAUGCAACAGUGCCUCCGGUCAAUGAUACGACCACUGUAUACUUUGAUCGUGAGGAGAAUGUCGAUUAUGAAGUUCGUGCCGGCCUGACCUCGGUCUAUGAGGAAAAGGGCUGGGUUGCAGACGACAUCCAUUCCGAGUCAGCAUCUCGAACAUUAGAUUAUUCCUAUGACGAUUUUGCUGUGUCUGUGCUCGCGGGUCUCCUCAAUAAAAGCGACGAGGAACAGUUUUUCCGAAAUCGCUCGCUGCAAAAUCCCUUUACGAUCUUUAACUCCUUGACUGGUUUUAUGGAAGCGCGCAACGCAAGCGGCGCAUGGGCUGGUCCUGAUAACGGCUGGACGGAAGGCGAUAAAUGGGCCUAUACAUUUGACGUGGUACACGAUGUACCGGGACUAAUUGCUCACAAAGGCGGAAAUGCGACGUUUGUGAACUUUUUGGACGAGCAUUUUGAUGGAGGUCAUAAUGAUCAUACCAACGAGCCAUCUCAUCAUAUUCCCUAUCUGUAUUCCCUCGCUGGAGCUGCAUCAAGGUCUCAAUCACGUAUCCGCCAGAUUGCAGAGUCAGACUAUAACGCUUCCGUCAAUGGCCUAUCUGGGAAUGAAGAUUGCGGCCAGAUGAGCGCGUGGUAUCUGUUCAGUGCUUUGGGAUUUUACCCUGUGAACCCUGUGUCGGGGUUGUACGUGGUCGGGUCUCCAUUUUUCGAUGAAGUGGAGAUCCGAUUCCCGUCAUCAAACGUCACCAACCUUAGAAUUAUCUCAGAGGAUGCACCUUCAAAGCCAUACGUAAAUUCGUUCACCAUCAAUGGCGAGGAUAUAUCCAGCCCUAUUAUCUCGCACAACCAAUUACUCGACGGGAGCAGAUUCGAGUUCAUAAUGUCCAGCCAACCACAGGCCUGGGGGAGUAGCAUACUGUUCCCGAAGAACAACUCAUUCGGGUCGCACGAGGUUGUGCGUCAGCCUGUUCAUUAACGCAGUUAACGAUAGGAUGUAACCGACCAACGAGUACAUACUACAGAGCACACCUUGAGUAGACAGCUGUGUUGAGGGCACCCUAUGAUAUCGAUCACACGUCCAACAAGUUGAGCUAUCUGACACCAUCAACGACAAAAGGGAAAUCAUCAUUGCCUCCGCACGACAGAGUCCUGUGCGUGGGAUUAUUGCAAUAAAGCGGGUAAGUACAUCGUGCAGAACAUUAUGGAUAUAAUACUGGUACAAUUCAGAGGAGUUGCAGUGCUCUGCGACAGCGAAAGUAUCGAGUUAAAUUCAAUGGCCUCUAAAUGAGAAACCCUGCCCAGCUUGUUG
Suillus paluster is the source of this 2640-nucleotide messenger RNA. RefSeq names its product glycoside hydrolase family 92 protein. The coding region runs from base 1 to 2307 and encodes 768 amino acids. Gene Ontology annotation, molecular function: peptide-N4-(N-acetyl-beta-glucosaminyl)asparagine amidase activity; carbohydrate binding. Gene Ontology annotation, biological process: protein deglycosylation; glycoprotein catabolic process; protein quality control for misfolded or incompletely synthesized proteins. Gene Ontology annotation, cellular component: cytosol; nucleus. The record is from RefSeq and is a predicted model, not a curated record. Lineage: Eukaryota; Fungi; Basidiomycota; Agaricomycetes; Boletales; Suillaceae. The transcript is spliced from 16 exons.